This is a messenger RNA of Chrysochloris asiatica (Cape golden mole), 504 nucleotides long. It is a transcript of the gene UBL4B, whose product is annotated as ubiquitin-like 4B. The coding region runs from base 1 to 504 and encodes 167 amino acids. The record is from RefSeq and is a predicted model, not a curated record. NCBI's taxonomy places the organism in Eukaryota, Metazoa, Chordata, Mammalia, Afrosoricida, Chrysochloridae. Gene Ontology annotation, molecular function: protein binding. The transcript has a single exon.
AUGCUCCUCACGGUCAAACUGCUCCUGGGCCGGAAAUGCAGCCUGAAGGUGUCUGGGAAAGAAAGCGUGGCCACGCUGAAGAAGCUGGUGUCAGAGCGGCUGCAGAUACUAGAAGAGCAGCAGCACCUGCUUUUCCGUGGCCAGCUCAUGGACGAUGACAAAUGCCUCUCUGACUACUGCAUCGGGCCCAGUGCCUCCAUCAGUGUGAUUGUUCGACCCUCAGAGAAGGCAGCACUGAAGAAGACGCAGCCCAGCCCCUGGCCUCAGCCCCUGUGGCACCAGCUGGACCAGAUUCUGACCAAGCACUUCAGGCCACAGGACGCUGAGGCAGUGCUGCGGAUCCUGAGGCACGAGCACCAGCAGCGUCUGCAGAGGGUGAGCCUGGAAGCCCUGGAUCAGCUGGCCUGCUACCUCCUAAGGGAGGAUUUAGCAGUGGAACCAGAUGGUGAGACCCUGGUCCCAGAGGAGCGCACUCAACACAACAAAGAAGGAGAAAAAGGCUAA